AUGGCCGCUCCUCAGGUUCACCACCUCUUUCAUGCCCCAAUUGCAGACCACUCCUUUUCCUCCGACAAGAAGACACUUGCUGUCGCUCGGGAGAACAAUGUGGAGCUGUAUCAACAAUCAGGCAACAAGUUCACGCUGAGCGAUGAACUCAAGGGCCACGAGAAGCUCGUAACCAGUGUCGAUAUUGCUCCCAACAGUGGCCGAAUUGUUACUUGCUCGCAAGACCGCAAUGCCUACGUUUGGGAGCAGACCCCCACUGGAUGGAAGCCCACGCUGGUCCUCCUCCGAAUAAACCGUGCAGCGACCUUCGUGCGCUGGUCUCCUUCGGAGCAGAAGUUCGCUGUUGGCUCUGGCGCUCGCGUGAUCGCUGUCUGCUACUUCGAGGAGGAGAACGACUGGUGGAUUUCCAAGCACCUGAAGAAGCCCAUUCGCAGUACCAUUACAACUCUGGCAUGGCACCCGAAUUCCGUUCUGCUGGCAGCCGGAUCGACCGAUUCCCACGCGCGAGUGUUCUCAAGCUUCAUCAAGGGCAUUGACGCCCGCCCGGAGCCUAGUGCAUGGGGAGAGCGUCUCCCCUUCAACACUAUUUGCGGCGAAUAUCUGAAUGAUACUGCAGGUUGGAUCCAGGGAAUUGCCUUCUCGCCCAGUGGCAACGUCCUCGCAUUCACUGGACAUGACAGCAGUGUGACCGUCGUCUACCCCAGCGCUCCGGAGCAGCCCCCGCGCGCGAUGUUGAACAUCGCUACCCGCCUGCUGCCGCUUAACAGUCUCAUCUGGAAUGGCGAAACCGAGAUUAUUGCGGCUGGACAUGAUUGUGAGCCCUUCCGUUUCCGCGGCGACGAGAAUGGCUGGCAACUCGCCGGUUCUUUGGAGAAGAAGGCUGGUGAAGUCGGCGGAGCCCGCGAGGAGUCUGCUUUGAAUAUGUUCCGGCAGAUGGACCUGAAGGGCCAGGCCCAGGCAGAUACCAAGCUCAAGUCUACUCACCAGAACACCGUUCACACCAUCCGAGCCCACGAGGAAGCCGGUGGAGUUGUGAAGUCUUUCAGCACGAGCGGUGUCGACGGUCGUGUUGUCAUUUGGUCCGCCUGA
Molecule: messenger RNA, 1089 nt
Organism: Penicillium bovifimosum
Lineage: Eukaryota; Fungi; Ascomycota; Eurotiomycetes; Eurotiales; Aspergillaceae
Product: WD40 repeat domain-containing protein
Exons: 4
Coding region: 1-1089 (362 amino acids)
Biological process (GO): Arp2/3 complex-mediated actin nucleation
Cellular component (GO): Arp2/3 protein complex; actin cytoskeleton
Molecular function (GO): actin filament binding
Source: RefSeq, a predicted model, not a curated record